UGAACGAGUGGUUUGGAGCUGUUCUUCAACGGUUUUUCAGCGUUAUUUUUCCUUGAAGCGGCGAACUGCCCUAAAUCAAUGAUACCUACAUCUCAAUGUUUCAUUUUAUAAACGGAAUUGUUUUUGAAGCGGAAGCGGCAGGAUGGAGAACAACAGGGAUGAAGACUCUUCUACUGUCAAUGUCAACAAUGCCAAACAUCCUCUUAGUACUCGAAGAGUUUUAUCAGCAACAGACCAGCACUCUUUUCUGUUGUUGGUGUGUUUGGGGAUGUUAAGUGUCGUGCUGUCUGCAAAAGUCGCUUACAUGAGUGUGAUGACAACCAAGCAGCAUGAAAAUAUCAGCAACCUUACAACUGAAAAACGUCAACUGUUUGAGGCAAAACAGGUGAUGAAGAGCCAAAUCAACCAACUGGGCGAAGACAAAAACUGGCUCUUGGUCAGAGAAAAAUUGCAACAACUCAGAGAGAAGCUUACCAAAGACAGAGAGAAGCUGGGCAGAGAAUUACUAUGGAUGGCCCAAGAGAGAGAGAAGCUGAGCCAAGAAAGAGAGGAGUUGAGACUAGGCUUAAAUGAGCUGAUCACAGACAGAGAGAAUCUGACCCAAGAGAGAGAGAAGCUGGCCCGAGAGAGAGAGAAGCUGACCCAAGACAGAGAGAAACUGAGCCAAGACACAGAGAAGAUGAGCCUAGAAAGGGAUGAGCUGAGUCGAAAGAGGAUGGAGCUUAGCAAAGCAGAAGAAGAACUGAACAAAGAGAAAGAGGAACUGGACCGAAAUAUAGACAAUUUGAAAAAAGAGAAAGACAAGCUGAGGAAAGAGAAAGGUGUUCUGAACAAAGCAAUAGAUAAGGUAAUGAGUGAUAGAGAGAGAGUGAGGAAAGAAAGAGAGAGGGUGAGACAAGAGCAAGAGAAACUGGGCUCAUACAAGGAACUACUCAAUAGAACAGUGGACCUGGAAAAAGAGAAAGAGAGACUGGAAAAGGAGAAAGAAGAGCUGAGGAAAAACAGAACAGAGAUAAACAGCCAGAAAGAGGAGCUAGAGAAAGAAAGACAGAAACAUAACAAAGCUGUAGAAGAACUGAAGAAAAGGAAAGAGGAGCUGAACAAAAAGAAAGAAGAGCUGAGGAAAAAGAAAGAGGAGCUGAACAAAAAGAAAGCAGAGCUGAUAAAAGCGAAAAUGGAGCUGUACAAGAAUGAAGAUCAGCUGAACAAAAAGAAAGAUCGGCUGGGAAAAGAGAAAGAGAGGCUGAGCAAAAAGAAAGAGAGGCUGAGCAAACAGAAAGAGGAGCUGAGCACAAAGAAAGAGAAGCUGAUCAAAACAAAAGAGGAGCAGAACAAAGAGAAAGAAGAGCUGAACAAAUUAAAAGUAGAGCUUGCCAUAAAGACAGAAGAGCUGAACGAAAGGAAAAUGGAAAUUAACCAAGGGAAAGAGAGGCUGCUGAAAAACAAAAAUGAGCUGAGCAAGAUGGCAAAUGAGCUGAACAAAGAGGAACAGGCGCUGAAUGAAGAGCGUCAGAACCUGAGAGAAUUGAUAAGAAAGGAAGGCGAUCGAUGCAAGGAGAGAAACUCCCUAAAAGUCUUCAAGAGUGACAUCUUGAAGUUUAAAGUAUUUCCAACUGCAGAAUUCUGUCCUCCAGAUAUGAAACCAAAAUGUCGGCCUUGCAGGGACGGAUGGCUUACCUUCAUGGAACACUGCUACCUUAUUUAUACUGGACAAGAUUGGAAGUCUUGGAAUGAAAGUCGAGAGAUCUGUCAGGAAAAUGGUGGAGACUUGCUUAUAAUUAAUUUUCUGGAAGAGCAGGAAUUUAUCACCAGGCACACCAAAUACUACACGUCUGUGGAGCACGGAUACUGGAUAGGAUUAUAUUACAUGACAGGCAUGUGGUUCUGGGUUAAUGGAAAUAGGAACUUCCAUGACUUCUGGAUACAAGAUAUUGACCCUACAAGAGGAGCAGCACUGCAUAUACCAGAAAGAAACCCCAAAAGCAGCUGGAAAAUGACUCUUAACACAGAUCUCAAGAACAGAUACAUCUGUAAGCAUGACGUGAUUAACCUUGUCUAUCACUGACACAGUUCUCAAGUUUCAAUGAGGAAUACUCAAUUGUUUCUUCAGUUUUUCUCAUAAAUAAAAACAUAAUCUCA
This is a messenger RNA of Gambusia affinis (western mosquitofish), 2139 nucleotides long. RefSeq names its product golgin subfamily A member 6-like protein 7. Gene Ontology annotation, molecular function: transmembrane signaling receptor activity. The transcript has 7 exons. Bases 143 to 2065 code for a protein of 640 amino acids. Gene Ontology annotation, cellular component: plasma membrane. The record is from RefSeq and is a predicted model, not a curated record. Lineage: Eukaryota; Metazoa; Chordata; Actinopteri; Cyprinodontiformes; Poeciliidae.